Messenger RNA from Phytomonas sp. Hart1, 2928 nucleotides. NCBI's taxonomy places the organism in Eukaryota, Euglenozoa, Kinetoplastea, Trypanosomatida, Trypanosomatidae. The record is from the annotation of a GenBank genome assembly.
AUGGAACACAUUUUGGAAGUAUUGCGUGUUUCAGUUGACAAUGAACAACGCAAGGCUGCUUCUGCUCAGCUUCAACUUAUCCAAAAGGAUGAUCCCGAGCAAUUUUUGGACUACACCUGGGCCCGCAUCUCGUCUUCGGAGGUUUCACAUGAUAUCCGUUUUUUCCUUUGCACUACCGUCGUGGAGUUCGUGAUGGAUACUUGGCGUAAUGCAGUCCCAAAGGCCCUCAAAGCGAAGCUGUUUUAUCAAUACGCGGACCUCGUGAUCAACGAGUGUCAGCCUUCUUUACUCUUGGCUCGUAAAAUGGCGUUGAUCCCUGCCUUGAUGGCUAGGCGAGAAGGUAGUAAGGCGAACCCCCUAGAGCUGCCAGACCUGGUAAGUUAUCUUGCAUUCUCAUACAUUGAUGUGUUGAUUGAUGCAUGCGGGGUUGAAAAGGAAGAAAGUGGUGAGAUUGGGAAGCACAUGAAUAUCCCUCUUCUUUCGCGCAUGCUGCUUAAUCUUCACAUGCUCAUGAAAACUCUAAGUGAUGAUCACGUCAAAGGCGUCUUCGGAACUCUAUGUCAAAAAAUUAUCCAACCACUUUCAAUCGUAUGUUCGCGUCUUUUUUUGGAUUCUGAUCCGAAAUCCUACGAUGCGUCCCUGUACUUCUUGAAAUGUUCUUCAUACGUCUUCAGUUAUGGUGUGUUUGAACCAAGCUUCUAUAUCUAUCUAUUAAAGACGACUUGGAGACUAUGCGAUGGGCUGAACUCCGCCGAGAGCCCAGACGCGUACGGUCGUCGACUCCGUCUCAUAGAGUACGCGAUGAAGAUACUGGAGAAUAUUACGACGUUCUACAUGGAUAAAAUUAGCGCGCUGCCGUUCACCUUUUUCAUGUCCUCCAUCCCGGCUGAUCCUGAUCCCGAUCCCGAUCCCGAUUUCCCCCCCCCCCUUUUCGAGUUGGUGGUGAUUCUCAUUGAAACCCGCGGGUUGGGGGAGACCCCGGAGGAGGUCCUCUCGGAGAAGAUCGUCUGUCGGGCCGCAGGUCUGCUGACGAAGUUUGUUCUCUUUGAUGACUGUGACGAGUUCGUGCAGGGGUGUGUACGGUCUUUUAGUGAGUCCGAGCUUCUCCCGCGGCUUCUCCGGCGCCUCGUGGUGGACUUCCUCCCGGACGACACCUCUAUAGAAACGCGGCAGGGGUGGGAGGUGGGGACGGAGGCGGAGCGCGCCGCCGAAGAUAUGGACCUCAGCAUCAAGGACAUUGACUCCAUCGCGGGCGCCGCGGCGUCGCUCUUUACCGCCCUCACCGGCUCCGCCGCAGGGGAGGCCGCCUGUCUUCGGGUGGCCUGGCCCCUUCUCAACGGGCUCCUGCAGGAGGGCGGCGAGCGCGAGGCCACUGCGGCCCUGCACGCCAUCGGCCUCGGCCACUACACCAUGGCCUUCAGCGAGAAGUUCACAUGCCAUAGCAGCUACCUCACGUUUCUCGAGAAAAAACUCAUGCCGAUUAUAUGGAAUGCCUCGUCUGGAGAUGUAGCCAUUAUGCCGAGCUUGUUUAUCCUCCGCCGCGUGAUAUGGCUGGUGGGAAUGUGGUGUGAGUCGGUGCCACACGUGGAGCAUCGCCUGCAGAUUCAUACUGCGCUCGGCAAGGUGCUCUGGGCCUAUCAGGACAACAUCGUUAUCGUGCUCACUGCCCUUCGCGCUGUGCAGAACUUCGUAUCGAGUUACAACUUUAGUGUGGGUGAGUUGACGUCAACCUUGCUCGAUACCAUAUUUGGGGCUAUCCAACGCCUUUUACCUCGACUUCACUCCCCGUAUUCGGUGAAGGAAAUGGCCGGGAUCAUGCACAUCUUGGUUGAAAAGGGCGCCGUGCAGGCCCAUGGCGAUUUCAUCCUCGACAUCAUCCUGCCCGCAGUCAUGCAGUUUAUCUCGGCCUGCGGGGCGGAGGAUGAGGGGGCCAGCUCCCGGGAUAUGAGCACUAUAAUGGCCCUGCUGGAUUGUCUUCAGAGCUCCACAAAGAUCUGCACGAGCGACGACGCGAUCUGCCGGAUGUAUUCGCUUGUCAUCCUCAAGUGCACAACGCCGGGGCUGCCCCUGACGCCGUGGGUGGAGGACAACGCCUGGGAGCUUCUUCUGGUGAUGGGUCGUAGCAUCGGCAGGGCGGGCACCACCUCUCUCCGAUUCUUCCUCAAGGAGGCCCUGUCGUGGUCCCUCCACAACACCCAGCGCGAGUUUUCCUCACUUUAUCUCACUAUACGCUGCGUCUACACGUUCUUGCUUAUGUGGGAUGGGGCCGCUGAGGACUUUUUCCCAGAUGAUUCUAUCCCAUUGAAAUGGCUCGAGACCAUGUGGAACACGAAGAGUACUAAGCUGCGAAUGGCGUGCUUUUGUGCGUUGGCGGUUAUCGUUCGAAAGAGUAGCUGUACUCGACGCCGUGUGGUUCUCUUGCACGCAUUAGGUCUGAUAGCAGCGUGUGAGCAUAUCCAAGCGACGAACGCCGGAGUACUGGCAGCGUGCUUGGUGUACUUCUGUCUGCCUGUACCAGAUCUGGCGCUGAGGAUCUUGCCUCCUGGCGAACCACACACAGCAUUAUCGGACUUGAUUAAUACAAUACAGCACCAACCUGCGCUUUUGGAGAAACUAGUAUUGUUAUUGGAUAUCUCACCAAGCCAUCUCUGCGUGUGCUUGAUUAACGUCUUGCUUCGGAAAUGCGUCGCGAUGAUUCCUAAGAUGUCUUCCGGAGAUCGCCAGAUGGUGAACAUUGCCUUGGAGAACCCGCAGGCCACUAUGAAUGCGGACUCGGUUGGGUACUUGAAAAGGAUCGACGAUGAUGAUAUGGAAGGUAAUCGCUCUGAAAUCGAAGUUAUCUUAGAGUUUAUGGAGGAUGAAGCUGUUAGACCCUGCUCCCCUCAUCUUCAACGGUUCAGGGUUUUUUUCUCUGAUCUGCUAACAUGA